AUGACAGUGGAUUCUUCGCUGCAAAAGCUAUUGCCCUACCGACAUCAUGUCACCAGACUCUUCAUGCAACGAGCUCACACUUCUGGUCAUAGAGGUCGUGAUGCAACCUUAGCACGAUUCCGUCAACUCUACUGGGUAACCCAAGGAAGCCAACUCGCUCAAUCAAUCAAGAGUAAAUGUCAGAUGUGCAAGCUACGCGAAGCAAAGUUCCUCGAGCAGCAAAUGGGACAGCUACCGAAAGCAAGAUUGAAACCACCUCCAGCUUUCAACCACGUUAUGAUCUAUCUUUCAAUCACGAUAGACCUUUUCGGACCCUACUCGGUUCGUGGAGAAGUACAGAAAAGAACAAGUGGUAAAGCGUACGGAGUAAUCUUCACAGAUCUAGUUAUGAGAGCAGUCCACAUUGAAGCUGUGUUCGGGUACGAUACCGAAUCAUUCCUAAUGGCCCUCAGCAGAUUCGUCAGCGUUCGUGGUUGGCCCGAAAUCAUAUAUAGUGAUCCCGGAUCACAACUAAUUGGUGCGGAAAAAGAACUCACGGAAACCUGGAAGAGCAUUGACCGACAAUCCCUACAUAAAAGUGGCACAGAGAAUGGAUUGACCUGGAUCUUCGGCCCCGCUGAUAGCCCUUGGUGCCAAGGAGCUGUAGAAUCCCUGGUGAAGAGUGCCAAGAGAGCUAUUCAUUUCGCAAUCAAUAACCAACGUCUAUCAGUCCAAGAGUUCAUGACGGUGUGUAGCGAAGCCACGAACCUCCUUAAUGAAAGACCGAUUGGCAUGGAACCCUCCCGAGCGCUGAUUCCGAAUUAAAUAUCCUUACUCCCAACAGCUUGCUACUGGGCAGAGCAACGGCGAAGAAUCCUGGUGGAUGGCAGCCUAACGGUAAUAAUCCAGGAAAGCGUUAUCAUGUUGUCCAGAUCGUGACAGACGAGUUCUGGAAAAAAUGGACGGAGUUAUACGUCCCAGCCUUGGUUAUUCGUCGCAAGUGGAAUAGAGCCAACCGUAACCUGCGCCCAGGAGAUGUUGUAAUAAUCGCCGACCGUAAUACCUUGCGAGGAGAUUACCGUUUAGGUACAGUAUAGUACAAGAAGUGUUUCCCAGUCAAGACGGAAAAGUUCGUCGAGUAAAUGUCAUGUACAAGAAUUUUCAAAUUGUAGAAAAGGUACAAAAAUACAAAGGACAUAACGAGGCUGUCAAUCCUGUCAUUGUGUCACGAAGUGCUCAGCGAUUAUCGUUAUUAGUACCAGUGGAUAUGGAUCAAGACCAGGAAACCAAGUCGGAAGCAAAAGAGAGUGUAUGA
This is a messenger RNA of Paramuricea clavata, 1294 nucleotides long. The record is from the annotation of a GenBank genome assembly. Lineage: Eukaryota; Metazoa; Cnidaria; Anthozoa; Malacalcyonacea; Plexauridae.